AUGCUCGAUACAACCCAGCUUCUGAUCCUAGGCGUCAUCGCGGCGCUGGGAUAUGUUGUGUUCAAUGGAUAUGGAUCUCGGCACGAUCCUCGUGAACCGCCGAUGGUGACUAGCGGGAUACCAAUAGUCGGGCAUAUGUUCGGCAUGCUACGGCAUGGAGUUGGACACUGGGGCAACCAGGCCAAGAAGCAUCCCCAACAUCCAAUUAUUGGACUUGACAUGCUGUUUACCAAGUUCUAUGUGAUCAGUUCGCCAGAUCUGAUGCAGGCCGUGCAGCGCAACUCAAAAACUAUCAGCUUUGAACCACUUCUCUUAUUCGGCGCCAAGAAUAUCUCCGGUAUCUCGGACCCUAAGACUCUAGAUAUUCUCAAGGGGACUGAGUCGGGCGGCCAAGGUCUCGGUGCCAAGAUUAUGCAUUCCAUGACUCCAACCUUGGUGGGCAAGUCUUUGGACCAGAUGAAUAUCCGGAUGGUUCAAUUGAUGCGGCCAUUCAUCGACAGGAUGGGGGAGACUUCCACUGUUGAUCUGUACGAGUGGUGUAGGGAUGCCACAAUGGCUGCUAGUACGGACGCUACAUAUGGGCCAUUAAACCCUUACAAAGAGCGGGAAAUCCAAGACGCGUGGUGGGACUUUGAGAAUGGCCUCGGCCCACUCAUGGCCAAUACGCUGCCGUGGCUCACGGCACGAAAACCAUGGAAAGGUCGCGAGAAGGUCGCCAAAGCAAUUCUAAAAUACCUGCAGGCGAAUGGCGCGGAGAACGCAUCUGAUCUCACAGCUGUGCGAUUAAAGGAAUCCACAGAGGGUGGCCUCACUAUGGAAGAGUACUCCCAGCUUGAAGUUGGUAUGCUAAUUGCGUUUGUAUCGAAUACAAUCCCUGCCAUGUUCUGGUGCCUCUUCGACAUAUAUUCCCGACCUCAGCUCCUUGACGAAUUACGCAAGGAAGUUGAGGGCAAUGCUCUUUCCGUGGCGGCAGAUGGCACACAUAACAUUGACUUGGCUGCAAUUCGGGAAAGCUGUCCUCUUUUGAUUUCCACAUUUCAGGAGGUCCUUCGCACGCGCUCGAAUUCUUCUCCAACACGUCUUGUCACGACGGACACACUCCUUGCGGACAAGUACCUUCUAAAGGCUGGAAACACGGUCAACAUGCCGUCUAUUCCAAUAGGCCAGCGCCCCGAUGUCUGGGGGAAAACUGCUGGAGAGUUUGAUGAGCGUCGGUUCAUGAAGCCGGCGCAGUCCAAUGACCAAUCUGGGGACAAGAAAGACUCUCGGCGGGCGGGCGGAUUCCUGACCUUUGGUCUAUCGCCGACAGUCUGUCCCGGCCGGCACUUUGCCAGCUCCGAAAUUUUGCUUGUGGUGGCUAUGGUGAUUCUUCGGUACGAUCUAGCCCCUGUUGGUGGAGUUUGGAAGGAGCCGAGGAAGGACACGACGAGCAUGGUUUCGAUAACGGGGCCAGUGUUGGACAAGUUCCCUGUUAAUGCGACGCCGAGAAAGGAAUACGAAGGUGCCGAGUGGGAUUUCCAUGUGGAAGAGGGCAAAGGACAAUUCCCGCUAGUUAUAGGAUAA
Messenger RNA from Penicillium canariense, 1563 nucleotides. RefSeq names its product cytochrome P450. The record is from RefSeq and is a predicted model, not a curated record. Lineage: Eukaryota; Fungi; Ascomycota; Eurotiomycetes; Eurotiales; Aspergillaceae. Bases 1 to 1563 code for a protein of 520 amino acids. Gene Ontology annotation, molecular function: monooxygenase activity; heme binding; oxidoreductase activity, acting on paired donors, with incorporation or reduction of molecular oxygen. The transcript is spliced from 3 exons.